Prorocentrum cordatum is the source of this 1028-nucleotide messenger RNA. Lineage: Eukaryota; Dinophyceae; Prorocentrales; Prorocentraceae. The record is from the annotation of a GenBank genome assembly.
GCGAGGAGGCUGAAGAUCACGGCGCCGAGGGCGCUGGUGCCACGGGAGUUGCCGAGGAGACUGGAGGCGGCGAGGCUGCUGGAGAGAACGAGGAGGCUGCAGGCGGCAGCGAUAGCCUCGGCGGGGUGGCCGCAGCUGACCUCGUGGUCUUCAUGGACGGCGGCCAACCCGAGACCUACCUGGGCAACGACUUACCUGUGACGGUGAAGGGCGUCCUUGACAAGGAUGCCGAGGAGGCCAGGCGCAUAUCCUUGGAGUUGGACGCCAUGGAGCAGCAGGUCGAGGAUGCCGCCAAGAUCGCUGCAGUUCUUGCGAAUGGAAGGCCGAUCCAAGUCCAAGAUAGUCCGCAGUCGAAGAUGGCGGACGACUCCGAGGGAGGGGAAGAAUAUGAUGACGAGGACGCGGACGAGGACUGCACGAAGCAAGAGGACGAGGAUUCUUCUGAAGAGCAUGUUUCUGACGGCGAGGCGGAUCACAAGUGGGGCGGUGUUUUCAUGGACAAGGCUGAGCUUUUGACGUUUGUCGAAGAGCCCGACUGCGUUGACGACGUGGUGCCGAGGGCGGUAUGCUCGAAGGGCAAGGCCGCGAAGGGCUUUGACGCGAAGGGCAAGGGCCUUGGCGAGAAGGGCAAGGGCUGUCACCCGAAGGGCAAGGGCCUUGACGAGAAGGGCAAUGGCUUUGACGCGAAGGGCGAGGGCCUCGGCGCGAAGUGCAAGGGCUUUGACGCGAAGGGCAAGGGCCUUGACGAGAAGGGCAAGGGCUUUCACCCGAAGGGCAAGGGCCUUGACGAGAAGGGCAGGGGCCUUGACGAGAAGGGCAAGGGCAUUGACACGAAGGGCAAGGGCCUUGACGCGAAGGGCAAGGGCGUUACCGCGAAGGGGAAGGGCACCAAGGCGGAGCACGGCAUGAAGGGCAGCAGCUUCGGCGACAAGGGCCUUGGCGAGAAGGGCAAGGGCAGCGGCAGGACCAGCAACGAGAUGGUCGAGGAGGAGCUCGAGAAGAACUCGAAGGCCAUCGAGACCUUCAAG